Messenger RNA from Aplysia californica (California sea hare), 4164 nucleotides. RefSeq names its product methyltransferase-like protein 24. The record is from RefSeq and is a predicted model, not a curated record. Bases 45 to 842 code for a protein of 265 amino acids. Lineage: Eukaryota; Metazoa; Mollusca; Gastropoda; Aplysiida; Aplysiidae. The transcript has 6 exons.
CUGCCGACAUCUGCUCCUCUUCUGACUUUCACAUCCUGUAGGGAAUGUCUCCACAUUCCUCCUAUCAUAAGGUGGUCAAUCUGGUUCUUGUCCCAGCCAUUUGGAGAAUUCCAGGUCAGCUAGAAGGCAGAGAUCCGCAAAUUGGCAAACAAUGGUGGGAAUGGGCAUGUCUUUUGGAAAAGGAAUGGGACAAGAAACCGGAGUACAAGUGUGAGAAUGUACAGAUGGCUGGACUUUACCAUACUUGCUUUGAUAAAAAGUACAAACCAACACCUCCGUGCUUGGUGUACUCCUUUGGAAUUGACAAUGACUUCAGCUUUGAUGAUGACAUGGCGAAGCAUGGUUGUGAAGUGUAUUCCUUUGACCCCAGCAUGGGAGUGGAAGAUCACCAACGGUCAGAACGGGUACAUUUCUUCAACAUGGGCCUAGCUACCACUGACAGUGACAGUUUUGAGCCUGUGAUGGAUACAUACACAUUCAACAAACAUCAGAAAUGGAAAAUUAGGACCCUUUCAUCCAUUAAAAAAAUGCUUGGACAUGAGAAUAGAGCCAUUGAUAUUUUGAAGAUUGACAUCGAAUCGUAUGAAUGGGCAGUAAUGAAUCAAAUACUGAAAGAUGGACUCAUGGACUCUGUUCGGCAGUUUCUCCUUGAGUGGCAUAUUUUUCCUAAUGAGCCCAUGAGAUGUGACUUCAAGCAGAUGUAUGAAACAUAUAUGGAAUUGAAAAAGAUUGGCUUUCGACAGUUUCACAAGAAUGGAUUUCAAAGGUACCACAGUUUUGAGUACUUCAAUUCUCAACUUGACGAAUCACUGGUAAAUACUAUGUUCAAAGAAAAAGAGUAGUUUUUCCAAUACGUUUGGAACAAUCUUACUGUUGUGCUCAUAAAGGCCUUUUUUUUUUUUUUAAAGUCAAAGUAGGACUUGCUUAGCGCAGACUGUACAUAACUGUUCUUGCUAACAGAGGGUCCAUGCUUGACAACUUUGUAUUAAGUGAGGUCAACUGUGUGUGAAUUGAAAGUUUUAUACGUUUUAUUACGACUUGAUUCAUUCUUACUUUAGCAGGAUUUCUGCUUUCUGUUUCCAUGUAUUGUUCAACGUCUUAUAUAUAGAACUGCUAUUCAUGUAAUAUUUGAAUGUGUUGACCAUUAGAUACGACAGUAACCAGUAGAGCUGUGCCAAUUUGACUUCACUAUUUGACAAUCAUGAUUUUUGCCCUGUUCACAGCUAUUCGAAGCAUGGCAGUGCCAUUCGAAUGCCGUGUGAUUUUUUAAAAACAGAUAAUUGAUUUUUGUCUCAUUUUUCUCAAAUGUAGUAAAAUUGGAGCAUAUUAUAUAUCUAAAAUCAUUUUGAUAUACAAAAAUACUCUUUAUUUGAUGGUUACAAGACAGAGUGAAAAGAGGAGCCAACAAAAGUUAUAAAACAUUCCUCUCUUACAAUUCAAUAUUCACUCGUCUCACCAUGGGUAACUCAAGCAAGGGCACUUGACUAUUGAUGCGCAGCGAAUUUUUUUUGUCCCAUGAAGAUAGCUGUCGCAAUGAGCUCCCCUUCCCUUAUUCGAAAUUCUAAGCACAUAACAUUGCACUGUCUGUGACAACAAUACACACACACUCAGUGACUGGCGUUGAAUAGCGGAAGUUAGACCUGGACUUUGGGCUUAUCAUAUUUAAGAAAAAACAAUUCGACGGCUCUGUGAAUAACGGAAGUUAGAUCUGGGCUUGUCAUGUAUAAGAAAAAAAAAUUCGACGGCGCUUCGAAUAGCAGAAGUUAGAUCUGGGCUUAUCAUAUACGGAAAAAAAUAUUUGACGGCGCUGUGAAUAGUUAACAAAUGUUGAAUAACGAAGUUUGGUCUGGGCUCAUGACGUAUAAGAGAAAAACAUUUGACGGCGCUAUGAAUAGUUAGCGAAUGUUGAAUAGCGGAAGUUAGGUCUGGGCUUAUCAUAUAUAUAAGAAAAAACAAUUUGGCGGCGCUUCGAAUAGCAGAAGUUAGGUCUGGGCUUAUCAUAUAAGAAAAAAAACAUUCGAUGGCGCUGUGAAAAGUUAACAAAUGUUGAAUAGUAGAAGUUUGGUCUGGGUUUAUCAUAUAUAAAAAAUACACCAAUUCGACAGCACUUCGAAUAGCGGAAGUUAUGACUGGGCUUAUUAUUUAUAAGGAAAAAAAAAUUCGACAGCGCUGUGAAUAGUUAGCAAAUGUUGAAUAGUGGAAGAUAGAUCUGGGCUUAUCCUUAUCAUAUAUCGAGAAAAAAAAAUCGACGGAGGUAUUCGAAGGGCAUGAAUAGUGAGUUCACGCUUUGAAGCUUCCAUGAAUUUUUGUUUCCUCAAAAUCGCACAGCACUAGUAACUCAAGCCUGGAAACUGGAAAACAACAUUUUAGGCCUUAUAUUUUUGUUCCACCUGAUAUAUUAUUACCCUCCAAAGGAUGUAAAAGUUAAUUCAAGAUAAUGAUAUGAAUGCAGUGAAGUGAGAAAAGGAAGCUCAGCCUGCAGCUGGGAUUUUUGUGGUGAGGUCUCUACUAAGAAUCCUACAUCUAGAUUCUACUUAGGGAUUCUAUAAUGGAAUGUAUCUUUUUAAUUCUAUGUUGUGCCUUUACAUAGGAAAAAGGCAAAGGGGAAAUAGAGUGUAGCUGUUUGUACAGGUGGGUGUCUUAUACAGGUGACGGUCUUGGCAGGUUCGACUGUAUUUUGAAAAAUUCAAGGGAGGAGAUGAGAAGUAGUUUGGACAGGUGACUGUCUUGGACAGGUGGCUGUUAGAGCAAGUUUUACAGUAUGAUUAUAUUGUCAGAGUUGAAAAAUGAAGGACAUGUUUUACUAGAGACUUGUUGCAGGUUGACUUCAUGACAUACAUCAAUUCUAUCUUGGACGCUAGUUCGUAACCUUGCAUUCAAGAGUGAAAGAGAAGCCACAGUGUUAAGUCUGCAGCAGUUUCAAGAAGAAGAGGAAUGUUUAAAAUUCUUGAAAUUUAAAUAGUUGUAAAACUCAAAUUACUGAUUGUUUUAGUUCUAAUUAAUUGCCAGCGGGUAUCAAAUGAUAAUUCUAUUUUCAAUAUUAGUUGUGUUACUUUCAAGAUUAUAUGUGUAUGUAUCUUGUCAUUUCCUUGCCUCAUAAAUGCUUUGUUGUUACCGUUAAUUCUGUUACUUGUAUAAUGCACCAUAAUACUCAUCGCACACUGGCGCUCUUCCGUCCGACUGUUCUUGUCAGCUGCACAUGACGUUAUCUGAAAUAUUUUUAUGUGCACUAUUUAUUCUUUUAGAUAAACUAGGAUUUCAGUCUUUCUUACUCCGAGCUGAGAGGUGUGUGGAGAGACCUGGAAGUAAAUCCCUUGUUUCCACCUGCGUGUCUUUUACACUUAAAACUGGUUCCAAACCCAGAACAUUUGGUGUGCUAGCUUAGCUCCUUACCAUGAGUUACUGAAGUCUGUCGUGUAACAAUUGGGCUCCUUGCCUUUGCACCAGGUGGGUGUGAAUUUGAUUCCUGCUGGAAUGUUGAAUUCCUCUCAGCCCAUGUUGGUGCUCACAGGCAUGGUCAAAGUAGCCCAUUUUCUCUCUAUAUUUGGGCUAAAUUGUGAUGAUGAGGGUGUCAAACACUUACCGUAACAAUUUUUUUAAAGUUUAUCUCGAGAUCAAAUUUGUCCCUUUUUUAAAUUGGUCAGUGAAAAUGUUGACAGUCAAGGUAAUCUUUUCGUGAUAUCUUAGAAAUCCUGUUUGCAUAAUCAGUAUUUUUGUUUAUAUUUCUAAUGAUAAUGUCAGAGUCUAAAAACAGCAAUUCCCUUUGGUCUGGAAAGUUUCUCCAGUACUGUGUCACUUAAUCAUUUUCCUUUUCGCAUAAUGAGAGUUUGUUCAAUUUCAACGAGUAUGCAACUAUCAUGCCUUACAAAUAUUGAAACUUGCUCUAAUGACCUCCCCAAGACAAUCACCUUUGCAAAUAAUCACUUCUUACCACCCCCCCCCCCCCCCCCCUCUGCAUUUUUGGGUAUCAUUAUAUAUAAUGAAUCCAAUCUAGAGGGUCUCUUGUCUCAGAUGACCAGUUUUCCCCUCAACAAUGGACAAACAGGUUAGACUGUACUGUCAAAAUUGUCAAAGACAGCCUCCCAUUGUUGAGAAGACAAGUGGGUGUCUUAGACAGGUGGUCUUGUUGAAUAUUAUCAUUAGUAAAAAAAAAAAAAAAAAAAA